AUGUUUAGCGUAAACAAACUGGUUUUCUGACAAGCUAAAUCGUUCUGUGAAAAUCAAUCGCAUAUGACAGUUCCCGUUAGCACGUAUCGACAAAAUGACAUCUCUAGAUUUAAGACAACAGAAACUCGAACAACAGAGGCAAUUGAUUGCACUAAAAAUGAAACAGAAAAGGCAGAGUGGUGCGGGUGGAAUGGUACAAGCAUCCAACAUAUCUAGUACACAGCUUACAAGUCAUUCCACAAAGUGGAUGAAUCCAAAUAAAGAACUUAGAGGGUAUGAUGGACCACUACAGUUUAAUAUGUCACAGACAAAUCCUGAGUUAAGCAGUUUCACAGAGAAUAAGGAUAUGGAAACAAUAAUAAAUGAAGUCAGUCUAGAAGGAGGCUUUUAUCAAACUAUGGAAGGGGCUGACUGUGCGGACGAGGAAUCAUCACCUAUAGAUGUACAUUCACCUUCCGAAUCUUUACCAUGUCCUUCGUCACUUAGAGUAGCACCGUCCGAUGGUGCAAGUACCCUUAUCAAUAGAGAUAAUAAUUCUUCGAGUCCGGAAUUAGAAGGGAACGUGGAAGGGAAUAUUGAGCAUUUCGUGUUACAACCGGCGAAUAAAAAAAUGCAUUAUAAGUGUAGAAUUACGCGUGACAGAAAGGGUAUGGAUCGUGGCCUAUAUCCAACAUAUUUUCUACAUUUAGAACGCGAUUAUGGGAAAAAAAUUUUCUUACUGGCUGGUCGUAAGAGAAAAAAGAGUACAACAAGUAACUAUUUAAUUUCAACUGAUCCUACGGAUCUUUCGAGAGGCGGAGAGGCUUACAUUGGUAAAUUAAGGUCGAAUCUCUUGGGAACGCAAUUCACUGUUUACGACAAUGGGUAUUCGCUAAUGAAGGACGACAAACGGGACGAACGAUUUAAUCCUAGACAAGAGCUGGCUGCCGUUAUAUACGAGACGAACGUUUUAGGAUUUAAAGGGCCGCGUAAAAUGACCGUCAUUAUACCAGGAAUGACGUCUGAUCAGAAAAGAGUCGAAAUUUGUCCGAGAGACGAAUCGGAAACUUUACUUGAACGUUGGAAAACGAAAAACAUGGACAAUUUAAUAGAAUUACACAACAAGACUCCGGUAUGGAACGAUGAUACGCAAUCGUACGUGCUUAAUUUCCAUGGACGAGUAACGCAAGCAUCUGUAAAGAAUUUUCAAGUUGUGCACGAUAGCGACGUUGAUUAUGUUGUUAUGCAAUUUGGUCGUGUGGCUGAAGACGUCUUCACGAUGGAUUACAGAUUUCCACUGUGCACGCUUCAAGCAUUCGCCAUUGCUCUCAGCAGUUUUGAUAGUAAGUUGGCUUGCGAGUAGCAACGC
Colletes gigas is the source of this 1348-nucleotide messenger RNA. RefSeq names its product protein king tubby (gene ktub). The record is from RefSeq and is a predicted model, not a curated record. The coding region runs from base 95 to 1342 and encodes 415 amino acids. The transcript has 8 exons. Gene Ontology annotation, cellular component: cilium. Lineage: Eukaryota; Metazoa; Arthropoda; Insecta; Hymenoptera; Colletidae. Gene Ontology annotation, biological process: protein localization to cilium.